Messenger RNA from Adineta steineri, 909 nucleotides. The record is from the annotation of a GenBank genome assembly. Lineage: Eukaryota; Metazoa; Rotifera; Eurotatoria; Adinetida; Adinetidae.
AUGGUUCGAAUUGCUAUAUUGGGAUGUGGGACAAUGGGUUUAAAGAUUGCAGGCAAUUUUGCCUAUUAUGGUCAUAUAAUAAAGAUUUUUGAUAGUGAUUUAAAACAACUGGAUAGUGCAUGUGACCGUAUACAUCAUGAUGAAGAUCAAUUAUAUCGUGAUGGUCUUAUAGAAAUGCCGAAAUUUUUAGGUCAAAUCUUAUGUUUAAAUCGACUUGAAGAUGCUGUUAAAGAUGUUGAGUUUAUAUUUGAAUGUAUUAUUGAAAAUAUCGAACUUAAACAAGCUUUAAUUGAAAAGGCUGCUCAAUUUGCUCCAGCUGGUGUUAUCAUAUGUUCAAAUACAAUGAGGUUAGAUUUAGACAAAAUAUCAGAAAAUCUAUCUCAUAAAGAAAAUUUCGUUGGUGCACGUUUUCUUUUUCCAGUUUAUUAUGUGCCUGAAGUUGAACUUAAUCCAUCAAACUCAACUAGUACACAAACAAUUGGUGCCUUAAGAAAAUUACUUGAAGAAAUGGAUAAAGUUCUUUAUUUUCGUUCAUCAUCUGAUCCAUUAAUACUCGAUGAAGAACAACGAGAAGUUCGACGAAAAGCUCGUGUUGAAUCAUUGAAAAAAAGUAGUGGUAUAAUGGUUGUCCGUGGUCGAACAUUACCUGAAUUAACAUCAUCGAAUAGAAUUAGUCAUGGUGGAGCUCGCAGUGAUUUAAUUGAUCAUGGAAAUAAUGCAAGUAAUAAUUCAUUAUCAAAUGAGAAUGUUGAUUGUUCAAUUUGUAUGGAUCGUCCACGAAAUUCUGUUAUUCGUUCAUGCAAUCAUUUUGUAACAUGUUAUGAAUGUGCACGUUUAUUAUAUAAUAGAAAAGAUCCAUGUCCUGUUUGUCGUAAACGUAUCGACGAUGUUAUUCGUGUUUAUACGUAG